UUGUAUCGUUUUGACAUACUGUUUUAAUGUUUAUUUCUUCGCUGCGGAGUAAUUUACAAUGCAGAGCAAAAAGGUGCUGUUGUAUAUCUUGCUGCAUCUCGUCAGUAUUUGGUCGAUAACUUCAGGGAAGUCCGUAUGGAAAUGCCGUGUCCGAACAGCGCAAUCUCCUUGUCUUGAUGAAAUCUGCCAAUGGAGACUUUUGGAUAAAUUUCCACCAAAACUUUACGAUUGUCCUCCGCUGGUAACGCAGCCGCUAUUACUUAACGCCCGGUCGAAGCCGGUAUCCUCCAUGCAAACGAUGCCGCGUGGGCCGAUGGAGAUACGAUCUGAUGUUGCACUGGCAUCAGUUAAUGGCAUCAACGCCGCACAGUCCAAGCGGCCCGAUUCGAAGGCAAUUCCGCCUGUUCCCAAAAGCAGCCGACGGUGGGCCCAUCCUGGAGGUCUCCUUUUUGGCCAUCCGCACUUGAGAUGGACGCCAAAGGCCACUUGAGGUUCAGCGCUGAAUUAUUGGCCGUCCAUCUGAUCAUGCGGGCUUUUGAUCAAAUUUUCGGGUGUAUCGCGUUGACCGUUUUCUUUAAACUUUACUACUCUAGAUUGAGUAGCUAGUUGUACCGUCACGAGAUGAUGUAUAUUUAGCUUUCACAUUUUUCUCUCUUACUG
Paramacrobiotus metropolitanus is the source of this 660-nucleotide messenger RNA. RefSeq lists its product as uncharacterized. Bases 59 to 490 code for a protein of 143 amino acids. The transcript is spliced from 3 exons. NCBI's taxonomy places the organism in Eukaryota, Metazoa, Tardigrada, Eutardigrada, Parachela, Macrobiotidae. The record is from RefSeq and is a predicted model, not a curated record.